Molecule: messenger RNA, 3989 nt
Organism: Anneissia japonica
Lineage: Eukaryota; Metazoa; Echinodermata; Crinoidea; Comatulida; Comatulidae
Product: neuronal acetylcholine receptor subunit alpha-9-like
Exons: 5
Coding region: 685-1932 (415 amino acids)
Biological process (GO): monoatomic ion transmembrane transport; chemical synaptic transmission; signal transduction
Cellular component (GO): neuron projection; postsynaptic membrane; synapse
Molecular function (GO): acetylcholine-gated monoatomic cation-selective channel activity; transmembrane signaling receptor activity
Source: RefSeq, a predicted model, not a curated record
UGGCAUCAUAUCUUGAAGGGGUUUGCCACUAGCGAGUGACCGGAGCCUCUCUAUAAACCUACAAUAGGCCUACUAACUGCGAGUUCAACUCAAUAAAUUCCAGGGCCUUAAAUGCACAAAUAACAAUGAGACUAAAAACAUAUUUUGAAUAAUUUAAUUGCGUCCUUGCCAAUAUCUCAACCAUAAUUUCUCCAAAACCUUAACACUGAAUGCGUACUGUACAGUACACUAUCCGAUGGCUACGUACUAAUCCAGCUAGGGUUGGGUUUGUACACUUUCUUUCCUAAAAAUAAAAUCUCAAAACAAACCACUCUUGGGUCUCCGCCUUUCGGCUUUUUUACAUCUCGAUAUAUGAAAUCGUUGGAAAAAAAAAUCGGUGUCGGUGAUAUAUAGCGUUGUGUUCGUCGUCAAUCAGUAGAAAAUUCAAAAUUAGUUAGUGCCGAAAUAAUCGAGCUCUCCUUUCGCCCACUACUGGAUCCGCCACUAAACUCAUCGGUACACUUCAUUAUUUCCUCUUUCCUCCCUUCAACUCUUCUCUAUUUUUUCUCCCUCUUUUUUAUUUUUCGGAGGGGCUUUCACAGGCCCACGUGCUCCCCUCUCCCGGUUGGAUCCGCCCCUGCGGAGCGGUAAAUACACUUGGCGGAUUGUUUCUCGAGUGAUCUGAGAGAUAACGAAAGCUCUCUGAUGUUUCUUCUGAAAGACGUAAUGCUGCCUUGCAAUGAAUCUUUCCGGAUGUGUCAAUCAAACAAAGUGACCAAUCAGAACAGGGAUGAAAGACGACAAUUUAUUACCGUCAACGGAUGGAUGGCAAUGACUUGGCAAGAUCAACUUAUGGUAUGGAACGCCUCAGAAUACGAUGGGGUAGAUACAAUAAAAGUUUCAAAAAAAUCAAUUUGGACGCCAGACAUAACACUCUACAACAACGUGGACACUGGCUUCGAACGUUUGAAAAACACUGUACCAUUAUCCAUUACUUCGGAUGGUACUGUUUCUAUGGCAACACCGGCCAUCUACACUGCAUUCUGCAAGAUGAAUGUAAAGUAUUUCCCGUUCGACAAGCAAAUUUGUUAUUUUAAGCAUGGAUCAUGGGCAUACGGGAGCCACCACGUUGACGUAGAGGCCUUACAGGGUGAGGAGGCCAACCAGGAUUACUUCAACGAGAAUGGAGUCUGGGGCCUAGAUUUUGUCUCUUUUAAGAAGAACAUCAUCAAGUACGAUUGUUGCCCACAUCCAUUUACUGAUAUUACCAUGACAAUCGGUUUGAGCCGCCGCUCCGAAUUCUAUGUUGGAAAUGUUCUAGCGCCUUGCGUUUUACUUUCAUUUCUAGCUGCUUUUGUAUUCUACUUACCUCCAGAAUGUGGAGAGAAGAUUUCGUUUUCUAUCACCACUUUGCUAGCAAUCGUACUGUUUCAACAACUGAUCGCUGAGUCAUUACCUCCAUCUGACGAGACCCCUUAUAUUGCAAGUUUCUUUACAUUGAUCAUCUCUCUUGGAUGCUUCUCUGUUGUGGCAACAUCGGUUAUUCUAAAAUUUCAUUUCGGACAGCACAUCAAACCUGUCAAUGAAUUUAUUCACAAGGUCUUCAUCCGAGGCUUAGGAUCAAUUCUUGGAGUGUAUAAGGACCUGGAUUCUUACACACCACCCCCUUGUUUUAAGAGAGUCGACCAUGUGUCCCCCUUUCCUGUGAUCAGUGAAGAUAAACAAAAAAACAAAACAUUGUCCCCUGCACUUCAAGCGUCAUCCGAGUUCAAAGAGUUAAUGAAAGACAUCAGAAAGUUUAACCAGCACAUCGAGGAACAGAAAAAAGAGGAAGAACUAACAAAAACAUGGACGGACCUGGCAAGCGUUUUUGAUAGAGUAAUGCUGAUAUUAUGCAUGCUAAUUGUCUUGUGCGCAUCCGCCAUUAUAAUGAUAAAGCUAAUAGUAAAAUAAACAUUAAUCAAAUGUUAAAGAACAAUUAUACAAACCUGGGCACUCAGUGAGACGGUCGCACGACCGUCGUACAACGAACCCAACUUCGCCCCCUGUUCAGCACUAGACUACGCGACUGUUGCGCGCGCGUAGUGACAUUGCGUUAUCCAGUGAGUGACUUAUGACUUAUAACAUAAUAGGCACUAGGCACUUUACGCAAAAGGAUGGGAGCCAUCGACAACGACAAUUCUGGUUAAGCGCCCAAGUGUUUACUGUGGUCUUCACGCUAUAAUGACCACAGAACCACCGUCCUCUCGUCUUGUUGCGUAAAGUGCCUACUGAAAUGAAAACGAUGUAUAUUUUACGUGUCUUGUAUAUUACUAACUGGACCUACGCUCUUGAUGCACAGUGUAGGGUGCGCCUACACACACUGCCCAAUUCACCACUAGAAGAACCUCAUUGGAAACAAGGCUUCAGACUUAGUGAGUUAUUCUUAGUGAGAUUCAUACCAAAAUACUCUUAUCCUAUCCUUUAAUAAUUUGUCUGCCAUCAUGGUGUGAAUUGCUUUAUAAUAUCUAUAGAAGAUGAAAGUUAUGAAGCCGCUAGCGUAAUGUCCAAAUGAAAAGUCUUUUGGGAACUUCUCCUACGGACGUUCAUUCACAUGUAUUUUUGUUCAUGUCUAAACUUGUUUAAUGCUAUACUCUUACACUGGGACAGGGGUUAUGACAUAGAUUCAACAUGAUUUAAAAAAAAUAUUAUUACAGACUUACGCGCUCAAAUGCGUAUGGAACGCAUUAUUUUUCAAUGGCAAAUUCGGAUACCAGUUGUUGAGUUUUUGUUUAAUAGUCAAGUCUUGUGUUUAGUCAAUGGUAAAUAAUGGGAGUAUAGUUUGUAAGUUUGAAUGUUAAUUAAGCGCGUAGACAACAGGGAAACUAAAAAUGGGUUAAAUAUCAUUUGGCGCCAACGAGCAUGCGAUUCGAUAGUAGUUUUUCUCUUUCAAUAAAUUCAAAUUCUGUAAGGUCAUUUAGGUGCACAGUGUACGAGGGAUGUUGAAGAGAGAUGUGCGUGAGUGCGGGCGUAUGUUCGUUAAUGUUCAUUAGAAAAAUGAUAUAAGUGCUGGAUUAUAUAGAUAUUAUUAAUUAAGAGUUAUUCAAUUAAAUUAAUGUUUUCCUAAUCCAGAAACUAUCGUAGCAUGAUAAUCAAUUUAAUUCCCCUGACGCAACAAUUGAUUCACUGCGACGUGUUUUGAUUAAGUGUAGACGCUCUUACAUCUUACACAAAAUUAAAAAGUAUCUGAUUUCUUUUAGCAUAUUCUUGAGGUACUUGGGUGCACAAGUAAGGCGUAUUUUACUAAUGUUUAAAUUGUAUACCUUUUAAUGUCAACUUUCAGAACAAUCUUGUAAUAAUGUUACCUUUAAUUUUCUAUUGAUAUUGUAUUUAGGUAAUUGUUUAAAACUUAAUAAAAAAUCAAUAUUACUUUUUAUCAUUAUCGAAUGAUAAUAUUAUUUAUAUUAUUGUAGUUUAUCACAAAUAUCAUUAUUAUUGAUUUUGUAAGGUUUUUCCGAGAGACUGUAAUUUAUAACGUGUAAGUAAUUUACCUGUCGUUAUGUUGUAACCCGUAAUCAUUUUCUUAGAUCAGAUUUCCAAAAAAGAAAUGAUUAGAUGAAAUUGCGAGUUAUUUCUGCGUAUAAAUAAGGUUGAAGGUCUGAACGAUCUAUCAUCGGAUAAUGAUGUGCCUAUAACAUGACAGUGAUCAAUGUCUAAAUGUUAAAUUUUCUCUAUUAUCGCAUGCAUCGUGAAAUACAUGGUUAUGACUAAAAACAUAUAAUGGAAAUGUAACGAUAAUAUAGUCGUUGAAAUGCCACUCAACAAUGCAUACACAUUACUCAGCAUCUAAACGAUUCGAAGAAAAUUUCGCUGUUCGCUUUGUAUACUUUGUUGAUCAAUCAUGCGUAUAUGUAUACACUUACAUUUAAAAUGUUUCUGUUAAUUUAUUAUGUGUAAAUAAUAGAAUAGUAAAAUGUAAACAUUGUGAUCCCUGAAGCUGAUCCAAUAAAAAGACGAAAUACUGAAUCUAA